Molecule: messenger RNA, 4399 nt
Organism: Callorhinus ursinus (northern fur seal)
Lineage: Eukaryota; Metazoa; Chordata; Mammalia; Carnivora; Otariidae
Gene: POM121L2
Product: POM121 transmembrane nucleoporin like 2
Biological process (GO): RNA export from nucleus; protein import into nucleus
Cellular component (GO): nuclear pore
Molecular function (GO): structural constituent of nuclear pore
Source: RefSeq, a predicted model, not a curated record
AUGGGCAGUUACCUGGGCAAGCCGGGGUCCCCGCCGUCGUCCCCAGCGCAGACGCGCACGGACUCGACGGAGAGGCCGCCGAACCGCCGGCCAGCUCAGCCCCUUCAUCGGGUCCACCGGCUCCCGCACGUCCCUCGCGCCCACCCCGCCCUGCGCCGCAGACCUGCGAGGAGGCAGCCAAACUGGGAGCCGGCCAGUCCCACCGCGUGGGCGGCCCAUGGGGCUUGGAGGCGCUUUCCCAUGGAGGGGUCCCAGAAUUCCAUCGUGGGGCCUCUUCCCUCAGACUGGUGGGACAGUUACCUCAAGCGGACUAUUUGGUCUCUUCGGCACCCCCGGGCGGUGGGGAGCCCGGUGACCGUCCGGAUAGCCCCUCCUGAGCGGAGAGCGCUUCCCUCCACUUCCCCCGCAGAGGUGAUGGCCUCCGCAGGGUCUUCGCUCUCUGAGAAGCCCCCAGACCCGUGUGCAAAGGAGACGGUGCUGAGGGCCCUCAGACAGUGCAAGAAAGGGAGAGUGAGGUUUGAAGAACCACUGGUUCCCGACGGCUCGCACAGCCAGAGAGGGAGUCCAGACACCCGACCAUCCGCGUUUAAGCCCCUGGUGAAAAACGGAGUUCUCACUUCUUUCGUGCCCAGGCCUGGGCCUCUGAAGAGAAGCCUCGAGUCCUGGAGCUCCGAUCGCAGCUCGAAUAAGAGGCCCAGUUGCUCCUCCGUGAGCUCCUCGGCCAGCACACACACAGGUAGCCCGCUCGGCUCCAGAAGAAAUGCUAUCACAAGUUCUUACAGCUCUUCUAGAGCUUUCUCUGAGCCCUGCAAGAGAAGCGUUCCCAGUGCAUACCUGCAGACACCAGAGUGGCCAGUAAAAAGGAAAGAAAAGGGUCAUCAGCCUCACUCCCCCCCAGUCCCGCUGGAAUCAGACGAGUCCCCAGCAUCGUCUGGCAGCUCUGGGCAGCAAAGUCAGGAGAUUCCACCGCCCCUCUCUAGUCCCGGGGACCGGCUGUCACUGAGCCCACCUCCCCAGCUUGGUGAUGCAGACCCUGAAGAGGACCUGGCCUUAGGGGAGAAAGGUGGACUGCAGGGUGGCGACAGAGCCAGAGAGGAGACAACUGAGGUCACCAGAGACUCUGUCUCUGAGACGUGCUCUGCUCUUCAGCCUUCCCUGUCUCUUACCCUGCUUUCCGCAGGCCCAGCUCCAACCCAGGGCACAAAUCCACAGCUGGAAAGCUUAACAAAAGUGCAGGGGUCUCCCCUGGGCCUCCCACCAUCUCCUGAAGAGGGAGAUUAUUCCCAUUCUGCUGGGAAGGAGCGUGGCCUGCUGUCCUCCCUCAGCUGCUCACAGUCAGAGCGCCUUCCAGGCACCUCUUCAGACUCAAGGCCCACGGCAGCUUUCAGCCUUCUGACCCCUGUUUCUCCCACGUCACGGGCCACUGACACCACACGGCCCCCUUCAGGCUCUCAGGCUGACAGGACUACCAUGCCCCCGGGGCUGCCUGCCCUCAGCCCUGCCGGGCUCACUGCGCAGAGUCCUCUGUCUGGAAUGGGCAGCCCAGCUGCCCAUCUUCCUGCAUCUGUACCUCCUGUCGCAGCUUCUGCGGACCCCACGUCAAACCGCAUUUUGGGGCUCCCACCCAAGAGUGAGAUUGGAGGCUCCUUAUACUCCAGAACUUCGGUCACCACUACAGCAUCUUCAACUCCAAGCAUGUUGACUCCCACCUUCAAGCCUAUCUUCGGCGGCAUAGGACCACUUAAAACCAUGCCCAUGUUAGCGCCUUUCUCUUUCAAGCCGACCUCUCCUCUAGCUACUCCCGCUUCUACCCAUCUCCUCCAUGGCCUGGUCAAAGCUACCUCUGUCGUCGUACCCACCACCCCAGCCAGCACGUCCAAAGGCUCUUCCUUCAUGCCACCUUUGGACUUUGGCGUAGUGAAUGUCGCCAGUACCACGGACAACACUUACUCCAUCCCGUCGACCUGCCACACCUUCGUCCUCGGGGCUGCCUGUACCUUCAGGGCCAGCUUCGCCCCAGCCACAAGCUUCAUUUUCCCACUACACCAGCGUGCUACCAUUCCGACCGUGCACACGGUCACCAUCUUUAGCCAGGUUCUUUCCAGUGCUGUCCCGAUAUCCCCUAGUAAAAGCACUGCCAAUUUCAGGGGUGUGGGCAGUCCUCUGUCGGCUUCAGCCCCGGUCACCACACACCAGCCCUCACUAUCAUCCAGCAUAUCCAGUCUGACCUCAACAUUCGCAGUUCCCUGGGGGUCAGGCUCGAGGCCACCCUUCCCGCUCUCCCCAGGAGCCACUCUCCAGCCAGCAUUGGGGGCUACAGGUGGGCAGAAGCAAGGGGCCCCCCAAACAACCCUUGGCCCAAGCUUCAGUAGGCCUUUCAUUUUUGGAAACUCAGCCGUGGCACCCCCCACCCCAACCCCCACUCCAGCUCAGCCAGCCUUCAGCAGUACCAUGCAGUCACACUCCGGGGGUUUGACACCCUCAGCCUCCACCUGUCGCCUCCCUGCUGUCAUCUUGCCGAAUUUGGGCAGCACUCCAGCGGGGUUCCCCUUUGGUCAAGCUAGUACAACUGGUUUUGGGGUUGUGGCCCAGACCCAUGGGAAUGGAGCUUGUGGCUCAGUGUUUGGCAGCACAGCCCCACGACCUUUUGCCUUUGGGGGAUUAGUGACCCCCAUGGACUGUGGGGAGUCUGGGAUCAGUGCCACUGCCCCAGACAUGAGCUCCAACUCUGGAGCAUCCAGCAUUGGGCCAGUGCCAAGCCAGACCACGGGCACCAUCACACCCUUUGGAAAAGCCUGGAGCCAGAACACCCAAGGCCUGACCAACCAGAGCUCACCUUUUGUCUUGGGGAAGGCCAGCGUUUCUGCAAGAAAAACUAUGUUUGGGGGCCCCUGCAUGGGCCCCUUUGCUCAGAGCACCCCUGUCCCUGGGCCAGUACUAACAAGCAGCAGCCUCGGCUGUGGGAUGCCCUCUCCACCUGCCCGGGGUUGUGCUGGGAGAGGACUUUUCAGAACAUCAGCCUCUUCAUUUUCCAUUGGUGCAAAAUCAAAAACCCCAAAGAAUCGGGAGAAAGGGCAUUCCCGAAGGCAUCAUGCCCACAAGAAAUAGCCCGCGUCCCCUGUCCUCUGAUCUGGACCUCAGUAUUGGGAAGAGCCUCGGUGUCUUACAAUUCUCGAAAGCAAACAUCCCCCAGAUCUAAGGCUAGAGCUUUGCAUAUGCACCCUGUGGGUCCCAAUCUACAAUCUAGAAGAAGGUGAAGGACCAAGGUAUCCAGUGGAAACAGCAGAAUGAAACUGGGUGGGACCAAACCUCUGGAACAAUCCUCUCUGUGUCAGGUGCAGGGCAGUCAGGGCCCUGCCUCUGGCUUUUCCCUUGGGAAUAGGCCAGUACAGCCCACUCUCUGGCAUCUCUGGGGGGAGGAACAGAUUCUCUCAAGUCUUAGCCUGCUUUUAUUUGGCCCCAAGAAGUAGUUCCCCUUCUCUUGUCGCCUAGGAACCCUCACUCCGCACCGCUUUGUUCCUCAGUGAGUGCUUGGAGGAGCUUCUGAUACCAUUUGAUGAAAUCUUUGGUAAUUGUCCCUGACUGAUGAGCCCUGAGGGCACCCACGUGUCCCGUGCUUGCUGUCACUUCCCCCCACCGACCUGUUUUAAUCUUUUCCCGGGAGAGGUGGUGCUCCGGCCCCUCCCUUUUCCCUACCAAUUUAGCCCCUCACAGAUGGGUAGGUCAAUCCUCAGUCUGACAGACCCCAGUUGUCACUCCUCAUUCCAGAAAAGGGAAGCUCUUGGCCAGUGUCCCUCCAGGCUUGGAGCGAGCCACCGGGCUUCUGCUUGCCACUCCCCGGUGUGUCUGUGCAGACUUGCUCUCAUCACUUUGUCGACCCUACUGUGCAUUUUGUACUUUCAGCUGGGUUUGGAGGAGGAAUGGCUUGUAGGAGUGAUGUUAUGCGGAGAGAUGAAGCACCUGUGAGAAGGUUUCUGGAACCGGGCUGAUUGUAUAGGGCCAGCAGCACCACUUAAUGGCUGCAAGUGUUGAUGCCUGAACUCACAACAGUGUUUUGACUUCAAGGGAUGACUUCUCAAGAAGUAAGAGGGCCUCGAGUGGGAAGGACAGGUUCUUCUCCCUAUUAUAGUCCUGAUCUCUACAGGAUGAGCCAGAAAUGUCCAAUUAGGGAGCCAAAGGUUACAUUUCAUUUUUUCUUUUAAUCUGUACCUCCACGUUCACAUCUCUCCCGGAGAGGACAGGCAGGGCAGGAAGCCUCUUGGACCUGAGAACACGGGAGAGAGGGAGAAACAGCAGAUACAUCAGCAGACUUCUGCCCUGUAACCAAUAGGAGGUCUGUGAGUGAGCUGUGACAUAUUCUUUAGCACUUCCUAGUGGGAAAAAAAGAGGCAAGCAUGAC